Molecule: messenger RNA, 654 nt
Organism: Colletotrichum phormii
Lineage: Eukaryota; Fungi; Ascomycota; Sordariomycetes; Glomerellales; Glomerellaceae
Exons: 1
Coding region: 99-560 (153 amino acids)
Source: RefSeq, a predicted model, not a curated record
GCGAGGCCAGGUGAGGCGGCAAAUCGCCGCGCCCGCUGCCGGAUUGUCGGUGUGGCUUGGGACCGGACACAGUUUGUCACGUUCGCAGAAGAGGGCCAAUGUCACUGUUACAAAAUGCCCCCAAAUACCUCGAAAAUCCAAGUUCCCUCCCCCCUGUGACAUACCAAGAAGCAGGACUCAAUGUUCCUGCGUCUUGUUGGGCAGCGAUUGAGCAGCACGUUCGUUGGUUUCCCCGCGGGUGGCUUUUUUUCGGUGACAUUCUUCUCUUUACCGCCCCCUCCAUUCUUCUGACCCUUGGCCGGGAGGUGUUUGUGCUGGGCAUCACGUUGUUGAGACACGCCAGCCCACGCAUAUCUGAUUAUCAUGCAGGGUGUCAUCCCUCCUGUGCAGCUGUCAUUUUUCUGCCAGCAGGUUUACCACGGUUGUUGGCUUUGUUCGUUUAUACUUUGAUCAUUCUGAUGACGAACGCUGGCGAUGAUGCCCAGAAUUGCUUGAAACUGACACCUGAAUUGGUGCAAGUGGACCUGAUUCCCCCGGCUUGGUUGAGACUUGGAGAGUGAGGUUGUUACACGGCGAUGCGCAAGGUGGAUGCAAGGCUCUCCGUUUGUCACCUCCUUCGAUGACGAUUUUAUUUUUCGAAUAUUUAAUAAUUUU